GAAAUCUCGGCACGCGUUUCGGUGAAGGCCGCUCGUCCUGAGGUCCUCGUUUGCCUCUGGUCUCAUCCGUCAACACGGUGGCUCAAAGCAAAGCAGGGCGUCGGGCCUCUCGCAUGGCUGGGCCCUUCGCCGUGCGAGUCCUGGAGUGGGCGGGCGGCGUGGCGGGCGCCUACCUGUCGCGGUGCCCCGCCUGCCCCGCGGUGCCCGACUGCCACUGCGCGGCGUGCCCGGCCUGCCCGGCACUGGCUUCGUGCUCGUGCCCGCCGUGCCCGGCGUGCCCGGGCUGCCCGGGCGGGACCGCCGCGCCGGCGGCGCCGGCCUGGCCCCCGCCGGAGAGCCAGAGCUGCCCCGCGCCGACGGAGGUCGAGCGCGGCGGCGCCCCGGCCUGGGGCGGGCUGGGGCCAGGGUGGUGGCUGGUGAUCGGCGUGCUGGUGGGGGCGAGGGACUGGGCCUUCGUCCUGUACGCCGACGACGAGCACUUGUGGCACCAGAGGCUGAUCCUGGGGCUCGUGGGGUUGUCGGAUUCUAGCUACGUCAUCCUGACCCCGGACGGGGACGUCUACUCGGAGGACUACGGGGACGACAGCGUGGAUGUGGCCGCCGUCCGCUUCUCCGGGGCGUGGGCCGCGGUGCCCGCUGGAGUGCCUCCUGAGCGGGUGUACCGCUUCAGGCAGCAGCCGACAGCUCAGGAGCGGGCGCGGGCGCUGGCGGACGCCCAGGCCGAGGCCCAGGCCGAGUGCCAGCGGAUCGCCGCCGCUCGGGGCGAUCCAGGGCUGCUGGCGAACCUCGUCUUCCUGCGGCCGCUGCCGGUGGCGGGCGGGGCCGCGGCUGCGCCGCGGGCUCCCCGCAUCGGGCCUCUGCAGGGGGCUGCGCCAGGCGCUGCCGCGGGGGCUCCUGUCGCCGAGUGGCGUGCGGCGAUGGCGGCCGGGCCCUUCAGGUACGGCGACGUCGUGACUGACCACGCGCGGAGCGGGCUGGCCGUCGGCAAGCGUGACAUCCACAUACUCCCGGAUGGCGUCGGGAUCUUCGUCGAGCACGUCGACCCGGCCGACGAGGCCGAGUUCUUCGACCGGGCGGUCGCGACGGAUGCGCGGAUCACACCGAUCCGCCGCAACCGUCAGGACAGGCGAGAGCGGACCUGGGCGGAGAUGACGGCCGUGCUGAAGCAGGAGAGCUUUGGGGCGGACUGGCAGCUGCCGGGGCCGCGGUCCAGCUUGUGGUGCAUAGAGUUCAUCAACCAGGAGGGGAGUGGGCUGCUGGGCCACCACGAACGGUUCAAGACGGCCUGCCGUCUCGACUGGAACUCGUGGGGGGUCUUCGAGCACUUCAACAUAUGCCAGGCCCUGACCCAGGGGCUGCUGGUCGACCAGCUGGACGGCAGCAACCUGAUCAUGGUGGAGUACCAGUUCCGGCGGCUCCAGACGAUAGAGUUCGGCCACUCCGAGCGGGCGAGGGAGGCGGAGUCGAAGAGCUACCAGGGGAAGAUGUCGCUGGAGGAGCAGCACGCGUUCGCAGGGACCACGAGGGCGUCGUCGACGCUCAUGAUCUGCCCGGAGCUGCUGGACUACGUCCGCACCGAGGUGGAGCGGGAGGCGAAGCUGGCCAAGAACCUGAGAGUUGCACGAGAAGAGCGGGAGGCAGGUGCUGUUAGCCGGUCGGUGCGGCAGCGGGUUGGCGCGCGUGCUGCUGUGGAGCUGGACUGCGACCGAGCGGUGCGCAGCCUCAACGGGAUGUUCUCGCAUGCGCCUCAGCCGGCUCUUGGCCAGGGCGCGCCAGCCUGUGCUUUCGUCUCGCGCGCCCAGCGCGAGGCCAUCGACUUCGUCGAGGAGUCGGCGCGGGCCCUGGGAGCGCCGCCCCCGGGGCUUACCCCCGCAGAGGCUCUUCGGAAGCUUCGCGUGGCGAGCUGGUACGACGUGGACUCUGCCAAGCUCGGAUCCUACCGCCCCGACGCGAUCUCACUGCCCUCUGGUACGGUUCGGCCGAUUCCGCUGGAGACUCUGUGGGGGAGCGGCGGGAGUGACACCGUGAAGGAUUUUAUAUCACAGAAUUUGCUGUGCUCCGAGAGGGCGAAGCAGCGACUGCAGGGCGUGGGGCUGGAGCGGGCGUACUCUGACCCGGCCUUGCGGCGCCGGGGUGCUUAUGAGGAAUUCAUUCGUAUGUUGCAGGAGCGUGGCCUCGUCGACUUCGCCGAGUCUGGCAUCGAGUUCGUCGAGGCUUUCUUCGUGGAGAAGAAGGACAAGAGGCUGCGCAUGGUGAUAGACUGCCGGAGGGCCAACGCUUGGUUCGCCGAGCCAGCCGGGGUGAGCCUGUGCACGGGCGAUGCCCUUUCGAAGUUGGAGCUCGGCCUCAACGACGAGCUGCACAUCCAGGGCGCCGACCUCAGCGACGCGUUCUACCACAUGGGGCUGCCUGAGGAGCUGAGGGGGUGCUUCUCCUUCCGGCCCGUGCGCGCCUCGGCGGUGGGCCUCAAGCUCCUCGGCGGGAAGCCACUCGGGCGGGGCGCCUUUGUCACGCCGCGGCUGGCCGUGCUGCCGAUGGGGUGGAGCUGGGCGCUGUGGUGGUGCCAGCGCGUGCACGAGCGCACCAGCGUCGAGGCCGGCGCCUGUCCCGAGCUGCGGAUCGCUGACCGCCGGCCGCCGCCGCCGAUGACGCCGGGCGCCCACCUGGAGUACGUCGACAACUUCAUUGCGAUCGGCACCGACUCCGAGUGGGUGGCGGCGCUCGUGCGGCGCGUGUCUGACGCGCUGCGUGCCCGCGGGCUCGAGGUGAAGGCCGAGGACCAUGCUGGUGAGCUGCCUGGAGAGUCGGAGGCGCUGGGGUGGUGCAUUGACCGAGGACGGUGCCUCGUGCGGCCCACGCGGGCCCGGCUGUGGCGCGCGCGCCUGGCCGUUCGCGGUGUCCUCGGCCGUGGCCGUCUCCGGGGACGCGACCUCGAGAAGCUCCUCGGGCAUCUGGUGUUCAUAUCUCUUAUCAAGCGCGAGGGCAUGUCCUUGUUCUGGAGCUGCUACGCCUUUGUCCGCAAGUGCUACGACAAGGAGACCGGACUGUGGCCGGCUGUGCGGCGUGAGCUGGAGUACUGGGACGGCAUCGCCCCCCUCUUGUGGCGCAGCCUCCGUUCGCCUUGGACUGACGAGCUCAUCGUGGUCGACGCGAGCGAGUGGGGCAUCGGAGCAUGCGCUGCCCCUGCCCCCGUUUCGCUGGUGCAGAGGCUGGGCCACGUCUCCGAGCGCUGGAGGUGGCACCAUGGGCUGGCCGGCUCCGCGCCCCGCCGGCACGCGGGGGCCGCGGCGGCCGCCGCCGCGCUGGCCGGCGACCCCGCCGACGCCGCGCCGUGGAUGCUGGGAGCGGAGGCGGUCGCGGCCGCGGGCUUUCCCCCGCGGCAUGCCGGCGGCGACGGGCUGGGGGGGGAGGAUUCCGCCCUCCAUAGUCACAACCCCCAGACCCAGGCCGCCGGCGCAGCCGAGGGGGCCGCCGAGAGCGGGUUCGACGAGGUGCCGCGGGACGUGAUCGAGCUGCCCUGGCGCACCGUGGGGCGCCACCGCUGGCGCUGGCCGGAGGAGAGCAUGCCGGUCGCCGAGGCGAGGGCCGUGCUGCACGGGCUCCAGCAUCUUGUGAGGGCCUCGCGGCACCGCGGUCGGCGCGUCGUGGUGCUGGGCGACUCCUUGAGCGCGGCCGGGGCCGUGGAUCGUUUCAGGAGCAGUUCUUGUAAAAUGCUCCGAGUCACUCAGGCCAUCGCCGCCGUCACCCUUGUCACCGCCACUACCCUCCACUACCGCUGGCUGCCCUCGGAGUGGAAUGCAGCCGACAACCCCUCGAGGGGGCGUUUCUCCCCCUCGACCCCCCAGCCGCUGCUGCCUCGGACCAAGGCGGGUGCGGCAGCGCCAGGCGCCGCUGGGCUACCCGGGAAGCCUGCCGAUGUUGGCGCGGGAGCGGCCGCCCGCGGCGCCGCCGCGCACCCCGACGGCCUCGGCGACGCUGACCCGGUCUACGUUCAGGCCUCCGAGGACGUCGAGCUGCCGGGCCUGAGUGUGCUGGAGACGGGGUCGAUCACGGCGGCGACGCGGGCGCAGUACGUGGAGGCCUUCGACGGCUUCCAGGCUUGGAUGGCACGGCGGGGCGUGCAGCCCACGACGCUGGACGACUACGACGAGCAGCUGGUCCUCCGCCUGGACGAGCUCUACCUGGACGGCGAGGGGAUCGGGGCCGGGCAGAAGCUCUUCGCGUCGGUGCUCUUCUUCCUGGGGCUGACGAAGGCGGCGGGCUCGCCGAUGGCACGAGCGCGGCGGGCGUUGCGCGGGUUCCGUCGGCUGGCGCCGCCUACCUCGCGGCUCCCACUCCCCUUCGAGCUGCUAGGCGCGCUGGUGAACUACCUCGUGAGCGUCUCGAAGCUCGAGGCGGCGCUCGUGCUGUGGCUGAGCUUCGAGCUGUACCUGCGCCCAAGCGAGCCGUACCACAUCCGGGCCACCGACUUGGUUCGCCCGGCUCGCGGCCGCCUGGGGCACGACAGCUGGAGCGUGACUCUGCACGCCGCCGAGACGGAGGUGCUCUCGAAUACCGCCGAGUACGACGAGGCGCUGAAGCUGGACCUGCCGCGGCAGGAGCUGCUGGGCCCGGCGCUGGAGGCCUCCGUGGCCGCGCGGCUCGGCCCCGACUGGCGGGGGCCUCGCCCCGCGGCAGCGCGCGGCGCCGCCGCGGGCGGCCGCGCGAGCGGCGCGGCCCCAGAGCCUCUGCUGUUCGUGAUCACGCAGCGCGAGGUCUCGAGCGCCCUCUCGGGCGCUGCCAGGGCCCUCGGGAUCGAGAAGUUCCUGCCCGGCCUGCACCCCUACAUGCUCAGGCACGGGGGCGCGUCUCACGACUACGGCAGCAAGGCCAGGUCCCUCGUCGACGUCCAGCGCAGAGGGCGGUGGCAGUCGUGGCAUUCGGUCCGCCGAUACGAGAAAGGCGCUCGCCUGUCGCAGGUGCUGCAGAUGGUGCCCGCUGCGAUGCAGGUGUUCAGCGGGUCCGGGCGCCUGGGACGGGCGAUCGCCGCUGAAGGGCUGCCCGUCCUGCUCUGGGACAUCUGCCUGGGCCCCGAGUAUGACCUGCUGAGCCCGCAGAAGCGUGGGCUGAUUCGGUCCUGGGUUCGCAGCGGCCUCGUGAUUGGCAUCCACCUCGGGACGCCCUGCAACACGUGGAGCCGCGCGCGGGACAUCCCGCCCGGGCCGAUGCCGCUGCGGAGUGACUCCUUUCCUCUUGGCCUUCCCAACUUGAGCGUCAAAGAUCAGGCCAAAGUUGAUGCGGGCAACGUUUUCAUGAUUUUCAGCGCUGGCCUCAUGCACGAGGCCAUCAGGGCCAACAUCCCAGCUAGCAAUGAGAAUCCUCAGACGAGCCGACUCUGGCUCGCCCCUCCUUUCGUCCGCCUGCUGCGCUCGUCGGCCGUCAGCUUCACUGUCACGCAUUUCUGUCAGUGGGGAGCGCCGUGGCGAAAGGCCACGGCCUUCGCCACAGUCAACCUCGAUAUGAGUCGCGUCGGUCGUGCGCUGUGCAAGUCUUCCAAGAGAGGAGUUUGCUCCCGCACUGGCCUGCCGCACGCCCAGCUGCAUGGAAAAAACGUGGAGCGCGUCUUUAAAACCAAGCUGGCCGAGGCUUACCCUCAGCGGUUGUGCAACGCCCUCGCCCAAGCCUAUAGUAAUGCCAUAAUAUCUCACAGGUUCCAGAAUGAAUUUCAAGAACGGUUGGCGAAUUACUGUUCGGAAAGCUCCCAGAAGGACGUUGUGACCGGCAACGCGAUAUCAAUGCAGAGGUUCUGCAGCGCUGUCUUUGGAUUGUCUCCGUGA
This is a messenger RNA of Prorocentrum cordatum, 5816 nucleotides long. The record is from the annotation of a GenBank genome assembly. NCBI's taxonomy places the organism in Eukaryota, Dinophyceae, Prorocentrales, Prorocentraceae.